Messenger RNA from Eimeria acervulina, 909 nucleotides. RefSeq lists its product as hypothetical. NCBI's taxonomy places the organism in Eukaryota, Apicomplexa, Conoidasida, Eucoccidiorida, Eimeriidae. The record is from RefSeq and is a predicted model, not a curated record. The transcript is spliced from 2 exons. The coding region runs from base 1 to 909 and encodes 302 amino acids.
AUGCCUUCUGCUCUGGGUUUGGCUGCAGCAGUAGCAUUUCUGAGCGUGGUGCUGCCAGCGGGGAGCAGUGCUGCCGAUCCACAGGGAGACGAAGUUCCUUCGCUACCCAGUGUUGGUGACCCGCCUAAAGAACAGACAACAGAACAGCCCGUACCGAUACUGCAUGAAGCAACAUCCCCUUCAAGCCGCCCCGCAUUGGGUGUUGCGCUUCUCCUAGUGUUCUCCACUGUGCUGAUUCUGCUCUUGGGCUGCAUUCAGCGAGUCAUGUCCUCCCAGAAGGACCCUAGCGGUGCAAGCACUCUUGGAGGUAAAGACGGGGAAAAAGAUGAAUGCAAACAGCUUGAGGAGGCACUAACUGGUGGUGGUGGGGAAGGGGCUUCUGGUGGUGGGGAAGGUUCGGGAGAGGAAAAGCCUGCUGGUCCUGAUGAAGAAGGCGCUUCCGAAGAGGGCGAAGAGGCCCCUUCUAGUGAAUUUGAGGAGGGCGGCUUUGAGGAUUUCUUUCAUAAACCCCGAAGAGACAGCGCGGAGGAUGUGACCGGUCCCUGGCCUAUCCCAAGCAUAGGCGAACCAUGGCCACCAGCAGACCCCCCUGUUACUCUGGGGAGAGAGGAAGCUGAAGAGAGAGCCGCCUGGAUGCAGAAGAUCAAAGAUUGGAUUAAAGGGGGUAUGGAGGCAAAAAGUUCUAAGGGCGCUGAGGGUCAUUCCCUUCCCUGGCUUUUGCGUGAGGCAUUCUCUGCUGCACAGAAGAACCUAAAUGCGGAUUUUGGACCGGAUGUCCCUGAAGAACUGGCUAAGUGGUUCAAAGACCUUGUUGAUUAUAUGGAAAAGCUUCUCGACUUCCACUAUAGUGUUAGAAGGGACGGGAGCGAUCCUUUCGACAAUCCGAGUGAUUGGGUACCAACGCGUUAG